UAAUAAAAUGAAUCUUGUUUUGUCAUUUCAUUUUUGAUAGUUUUAUGACCGUAUCUUCCUUGUAAGUGUACCAAGUUCCAUUACCUUAGAUUGAUCGACACAAAAUCUUGGCUUAUUUCAUCAGUGUUUGGCUUUACUUGCAACCGUUUCUUUUAUAAAAAAACCAAACUGUUUUUUUCCUUUCAAUUUUAUGAAAGAUUAGUCCGUAGUGCAAAGAAAUAGAUUAGUAGCUUGUACUACUUGAUUUAUUAGCCUAUUCAACAAAUGGGAGACAAAAAAGCCACAGUAGUAAAUGCGAGGAGAGAACUUGAAGAACUUUAUCUUGGAAUUCCUGAUGAAUCUGUGAAUCUUACAUUCGAAGAUUUGGUUAAGUUAAAACAACAAAGUGGUAUAGCAGAAAGAAAACAACCAACUAUAGAGCCGAUUCAGGAAGUUCAUGUGACCAGUGGAAACGAAGGACUAGGUAUUGCGAAAUCACCCAGCUUCGCAUUCAUAAAGGGUCUACAAGUUUCUAAUGGUUAUGGAGACCACCGUAUUGAAGGAGACAUUAAGUACUCAUCACCUAGAGAUCAUCACCGGUAUGCUGGAACUGAUCACCGCUAUUACCAAGGAAAUCCUUUUCAUAAUCAUACAGUCCAAGACACCACCAGUAUUACCAAGAACAACGACAUGCGAUCCUUGGAAAGUAGCUUCAUGUACGACGAUGGUAGUGUAUGUGCACGGAGUACCUUCGCAGAGAGAGGUGGAAGAAAAAGAGCCGGAAUCCCUCACUCGAAUAUUUGCACCAUUUGUAGCACAUAUAUCUAUGUCUUCCGAAAUCGAUGUCUGGUUUGUGGAAGAGUUUAUUGCAGACAAUGCAAAAAUAUUGGAAUGGGAGACAUGACAGAAGGAAGAAAGUGCGUAGAAUGUCUUGGUAGAAGGUUUAGCCAAAGGUACAUACAAAAAGCGGGAGAGAUAGGAUGCUGCGCCGGGUACUCAAGCACCGUCAAACAACAAGAGUUGAUAUGGGCAGAGAAAGGACCUAGGAGGAACGGAGAUCAUCACCGGAGGGAACAUGGAGGAGGAGGAGGACAUGAUCUCAAUAGCAAUAGCAUGAUGACGUCAGCCACAAAACCAAGGGUAUCAAGAAGUCCAAGUCCGGUUAGGGCAGCUGCAUAUGUUGCUAGUAACCCUCCUCCUUUUGUCAUGGGUUCUCCAUUUUCUGCUUCUUAUACCCCUACCCAUCACCAUAUUCCAUUUUAAAGCUCGGUAUUCGGCUUCCCCUUAUCGUUAUCGAUAAUUUCAAUUAUCUACAUAAUGUUAGCUCCUAUUAGUGACUCCUUGUGUUGCAUUAAUCUGAAAUUAUUUGUUAUUAAAAAUUGGUUAAAUAACUAUAUCCAUGUAUUUUACUACUCCUAUUAGUCCUAUGUAACUUGCUGCUUGUAGUAUGAACUUUUUGAGCUCCUUUGAGCUUGUUUUUAAACAUUUUAUGGAUGAGAGAUAUCAGUAUAGAGAU
Molecule: messenger RNA, 1495 nt
Organism: Papaver somniferum (opium poppy)
Lineage: Eukaryota; Viridiplantae; Streptophyta; Magnoliopsida; Ranunculales; Papaveraceae
Exons: 3
Coding region: 265-1242 (325 amino acids)
Source: RefSeq, a predicted model, not a curated record